GCUUAUUCUCUGUGUGGUCAAGCUAGGCUGAGACACAAGAGGCCGCUCUUGAAGCGAAAAGGGCGAAAGCCAGCGCAGUGGUUUUCCCGUUUGACAGCAGGGGCUUGUUUUACAGCACAAAACAACAAGGAUGAAGACUCACAAGCGGCGAUGCAGCGACACAGAUAACAUUAGGGAAGUGUAGCUGAAGUACCGCCAUCUCGAUCAUCCGGCAAGCGAAGCGACGUAAACACCAGGCAACUUGAAUGUCGACGGAGCUGCAGAGCCGCAUCUGUGUGCCUUAGUUGAAGUGCUCCUGGAUUUGUUGUUGUUAGCAGCCAAUGCUAACUAUAGAAGUUGCGAGCUAGCUGGCCUAGCAAGCUAAUAGUCAAAGCGAGUUAAAGACAGUUUAGCCACAUAUGUCUGAGUUUUAACCAACCCGGAAGACUUAACGCGGGGUUUGCUUAGCUGAUGGAGCCAGCUAACCUUGUAUUCAGUUGUUUAAGAACUGUAGCUUUGGUUGAUUAUCAGUCAUAGUAGUUGCCUAGCUCGUCAGUUAGCCACCACUUUCCGUGGAAGAAUGAGUAGAAAACACCGUCAUUUUAAAGGAGCCGAAGUCAGCUGCUGUGUGAAAUACGUUUUAUUUGGAUUCAACAUUGUAUUCUGGUUACUAGGAGCUGCAUUCUUGGGUAUAGGCUUGUGGGCAUGGGCGGAGAAGGGCGUGCUGUCCAAUCUGUCAUCCAUCACAGAUUUAGGGGGCUUUGACCCUGUAUGGCUCUUCAUCGUCGUCGGAGGGGUCAUGUUCAUUCUGGGCUUUGCUGGAUGUAUCGGAGCGCUCAGAGAGAACACCUUACUGCUUAAAUUUUUUUCUGUGUUCCUGGGUUUGAUCUUCUUCCUGGAGCUGACUGCAGGGAUCCUUGCCUUCGUCUUUAAGGACUGGAUCAAAGACCAGCUUAACUUUUUCAUCAACAAUAAUGUCAAGGCAUACCGCGAUGACAUCGACUUGCAGAAUCUCAUCGACUUUGCCCAGGAAUAUUGGUCAUGCUGUGGAGCGCACGGGCCUGACGACUGGAACAUGAACAUCUACUUCAACUGCACUGACAGGAAUCCCAGUAGGGAGCGCUGUGGCGUUCCCUUUUCAUGCUGCAUCAAAGACCCUGCAGAGGAUGUCAUCAACACACAGUGUGGUUAUGAUGUUCGGCAGCAAAUGGAGUUGGACCGGCAGAAGUUUAUCUAUACGAAGGGCUGCGUGGGACAGUUUGAGAAGUGGCUUCAAGACAACCUGAUUAUUGUAGCCGGCGUCUUUGUUGGAAUUGCACUUUUACAGAUUUUUGGUAUCUGCCUUGCUCAAAACCUCGUGAGUGACAUCAGAGCUGUCAAAGCCAACUGGUGACAGGAGAAUUGAAGUGGGGCGGCCCCAGCACCAAACUCGCAUAGCACACCGUCCGGCUGAGGCGGACAGCCGGCAACUUUUGCCACUGAGCUAAGCAACACACACACAUGCUCUCACACACUGAUAUGUGUGUGAGUGACGCUCGAAAAAGAAAAUAUAUUUCACAGACAAACCAAACAGUCAGAACUUUGUUUACCACUCAGCUGGGAUUUUAACCCAAAUAUACAGAAGAGAGUCCUGCCUACUUUUUUUCCCCCUCUAUUAUUUUUUUUCUUUCGAGAAAUUUAUUUAAGGCACGCAGUUGCACAAGGACACCAGAAAACUCGGAGAUCAGAAGCCAUGGAUAAAAGACAACAACAGCAAAAAAACAAAACAAAAUGAGGAAAAACGUCUUUUUUCAAAAAAAAGAAAAAAAAAACUCAAGCAACAUGUUGUCACAGAGCCUUUGUCCUGCUCCGCAAGGGGGCUGAAGAUCUUCCCUUAAAGUCAGCUCGCACCCACACCCACACUUCCUUCUCCUCCAGAGGACGAUGACUGGCUGGCCGCAUGGAUUCGUCUGCGUGUCAUUUUUCUCCUUUGUGACCUUUUUUAUGACCACUAAAAAAACAAACAAAAGAGAGACUGAACUGAACACUGGUCGGUCAUAUCUGCAAAUUUAAGUCACUUCAAGAGUUUUCUGUUCAAGUUCAAAUGUAAAAAGUGCCAUUAAUUUCCAGUUUUGUGUCCUUCCUGUUCUGUACAUGGAACUUGUGCACCUCGACCGCUCCCUUCCCUUAUACCUCAGGGCCUGGCUAAAAAUGUGUUUCCUUCCGCCAGUUAAAAGCAUAUCUUAUUUUUCCAUCCGUGUCUGUUGAAUUUAGAUCAACGCCAAAAGUUACCCCAUUCGCCCUAUGGUGAUUGCAUCAUCUGUUUGAGUGUAUUGUAUGACAUGAAAUAGUAAGGAUUGUAAGUGUGUGCUAUACAGAGAAAGAGGGUUUAAUGAUAGAGGUUGUUGUUUAUCUCCGAGCAUCCCUCAAGCACAUGGGAUUGCUAGUUUGGGGCCUUUUUAUCUUCUUUUUUCUUUUUACUUGACUUCUGUGUACCAUAUUUGUCUUAUAUUUUUGUCUUUGCAAAAGAACAUAUGUCUGUUGUUAAAGAUGUUCUUUUAAUUCUUCAUUCAUUUCCUGUCAUUUAUAGAUAAAUCUGUUCUCGGGUUCAUUGUUAAGCUUUACAGGCACCUGUUUUACUUCCAGCUCAUCAGUCAGCUGCAAAUUAGCUUCGUAUUGUGAAUGUUAGCGGUCCUAAUGGAGACCAAAUAAUAUCAUUAGCUAACUGCCAAGGUUUUGUCUGGCCACAAUUCUGUUGUUAUCAGGAAUGCCAAACGAUAACAAAUGGCAUUUCCACGGCCAAAAUGUGAAUUCAUUGUCCCUCCAUGUGGGAAGUGCCAGUUGAACCUAGAAAUCAAAUGACAAUUAAACAAUGUUACAGUAACGCUUUUAUCUUUUAAUUCAGUGUUGUCUUUUUUUUUUCCCUUUUGGAUUGUUUUUUUUUUUUUUUUAAAAUAGAAUAGCAAAUACACGCCGUACCAUUUUAAUAUUAGCGACAGUCUCAAUAUAACAUGAAUGCUGCUUUUAACUUUGACUAGAUUAUUGAUGGUGUAUUACAAUAGUCGAGCUAACAAUCUAUCUCACGUGGCGGCAUUUGUAGAAAACGGUCUGGCCGCUACGGUUUCCAUCUGAGGAAAUAGUCACAUUAUUUUUCAUGUUAAAGUUUACACAUUAUACGUCACCGCCUUUUUAAUUAUUAUGGGGUCCCCCCCCCCCCCCCAUUUAUUCAGUCAUUCAGAACACUCUUGGAGUGAGUUCAGUUCUGCUAUAACUGGCUUCACUCAGUAAUUCUGUAUAUUAUUCAAAGCAUUUAACCACAACAGCUGUUUCUGGCUGUCACAAUGUCAUUCGGAUACAUUGCACAAGCUAGAUUAGGAACGGAUUUACUUGACUGCACACACAGGUCCAUAUAUACACACUUUAGAUAUAUACACACACACUCUCAAAAAUGAGAAAACAUGUUUGGAAUUGCAAUGCAGACUAGCUGAAAGAUGAGUAGCAUUAAUAUUCUGUGAACAGUGCAGGAAAACUUUCCCUGCUUCUCUCUCAGAGUCGGUCUGCAGAAUACAUAUACAUAGGAGUUCUUUCAGCGACGCCACCUUAAGAUCGUCUGUCGUGUGCACAUGUCACAUGUUGCUUUUCACCCACGCCCCCUCCCUUUUGAAAAAAAAAAAAAAAAAAAAAAAGAAGAAAAAUCAAAAAUCUACCUGAUCAUAGUGCACCUGUUUCAGAGCCUCUACCAUUCUGAUGUAUUUUUAAACAUCGGGCUCUUUUGACAAAAGAGGAACACACGACAAAGUGGGAGUCAUUUGAGUUUAGGCGCCGCGAAUGCACAAGUAGAAAUAUCGCCAGCGGAGAACAAUGCAUCUGCACAAGAGCAACAGAGCCUUAAUGACUUCUCCCCGGUUCAGGUAGAUCCGUGUGUAUAGGAGAGGCUCUUUUAUAUCAGCACUUUAGGUCUAAUCAGUGAGUAACAGCUUCCAGUAAUCUCCAAAAACAGAUUUCAUUUAGAAUAAAUAUGGAGUCGUUUUACAGGAUGUACUUGCAGUUAAUUCUCACCUGGAGUUAUAUUUUCGUGACGUGCCGCGAAAGUUGUUUGUCAUGCUUUGUGUGUGGGCUUCUUUGAUUUCACUUACUGUUCAGUCUGUUAGAUGAAUCUGGAUGAAACCUGUGUGUGUGUGUGUGUGUGUGUGUGUGUGUGUGUGUGUGUGUUUUGUUGUUUUCUUUUUUCUCUUCCCUCCAUACAUCUGUGGGUUGAAACGAAUGUGUGCCACUAAUUAACAAAUGAGAAAGUUUAACAAAUCUGUGAAGCAUUUUCAUGUUUUUUUUUUUUGGGGUUUUUUUCUCUCUUCUAAAAAUCUUAAUUGGAAAGUCUUUGCUCAGGGUCUUUAACACACCGUUCCCUCCAAAGACCAAAGAGAAAUAACAGAAGAGUGCAUUUGCAUAGGAUGAGAUCCUGUGUUAUGUUUGAUGAAGUGAAGAGCUGCAGCCGUUUGAGUUAUGCUGAGGAUCUGGCUGAACGCAGGCGGAGGCCGUGAGUGUCAAUUCUCCUGGACUACAGUUCUGCAGCUCUUAAAUAAAAACCGCUCUGCAGCCAACAUCAUGCUUGAAUGGAUGUGCCAAGACAGUCACCUUGGUAAUAAGGAUAAUGAUGCCAUAAUAAUUCGCAGUAGCCGCCUGGCAGGAUUUAAAUAUGCAGACUCCACAGAGGUGAACUUGCUCGAGUAUGUUUGUUUUUAACGGCUUUGGCUAAUUCUGCUUUUGUAUUCCUGUAAUGCAGGGUAAAGCAGGAGGGAGAGAACGAUGCUAAUUACGCUUUGUCCUUUAUCAUAAUGGCCUUGCAUCAAGAAACACCUUCUUAAUUUUCUCUGCUUCCCCCCUGUGGGUGCUUAAAUCAUUCCUGAGAAGGAGCCUUAUACAUACCAUGAAUGUACAAGUCUGUUAUCAGCGUGGACCUACUGCUCCACAUUCAGUUUGAACUUCCCUUUAUCCUGAUGCAGUGCAAUGCAUAACAUGAAUCGAGAUAAGGAAUGUGAAUCAAGAGUAUGCGGAGAUGUUUUAAUGUUCUUUUCUUGAAGAUUUCUACAUUUUUAAAUAUGUUGUAGCGAGCAUGAAAGCGGAUGAGCAUUCCUUUUCCUCAGUCUCCGUGUGUGUGUGUGUGUGUGUGUGUGUGUGUGUGUGUGUGUGUGUGUGGACCUACAUUUAUAUGCAAUCACAAAACCUUUUUAAUUAGCAGAUACAACCAGUUAACAUCGUCCUGGUUUCUCUGUGUAGCUGAAUAUGUGGAUCUUUUUCUUUAAAUACACAAACUUGUCUGUUCAGGUUGGAAUAAACCAUUAUCGAUUAUUCAUUUGUACUGAUUGAAUUAUCUGAAUGAGCCUUUUAAAAAUUGCUUUACAGGUAUAAUUCAGAGUGGCUGCCAAGUGCGUCGGAUGACAUGUCCUGCGAGCAUGUUUAACAGAAAUGAGCAGCACAUCAGACAUUUGUACGUCUUACCUCAUCGUGUGCACGUGCUCAUGUCACACAGAAUGCAGCUUAACUGGCUCGUUUGCUAGCAUAUGAACAGCAAUACCACACGUGUUAGUACCGACGUUCCCAAAUCGAACACAUUUGUGGUUUGAGCUGGUAUGAAAACGCAUUUGUGUUGAUUUGGUGGGUUUUACAGAGAUGACAUUUAUGAAGACAACUUGUUUGUCAGUCUGAUAUAAACCACCACAAAAAUUUCUGAAGAUCCUCUGUUUUCUUUGUUUGUUUGUUUUUUAUGUUUAAAGCUUUGUGGAUAACAGCAGAAUAAUACCACAAUCGGCCGUAUUUUUCCGAUCUGCCUACUCCGAGGGGUAACCUCGUGAAGAAGUGUUGUAAAUGAAAACUGUGGGACUUGGUCUUUUACACUGUAUAUUCUGUUAAUACAUGCCUCUUUCAUAUAUUAAAGGAUUAUUGAUAAAAGUG
Maylandia zebra (zebra mbuna) is the source of this 5907-nucleotide messenger RNA. RefSeq names its product tetraspanin 17 (gene tspan17). Lineage: Eukaryota; Metazoa; Chordata; Actinopteri; Cichliformes; Cichlidae. Gene Ontology annotation, cellular component: plasma membrane. The record is from RefSeq and is a predicted model, not a curated record.